AUGGUGUGGCUGAGAACGGGCAGUGGUCGGUUGAUGGAGAUUCAGAUUUGCACCUUAGUUUGGCCCAGCAUUGCAGGAGAAAUAGUUUGGGAUGUGACCUUUGCCAUUGUUUUCUUUCUAAUACCAGGAUUAGUCAUUGUCAUCAGUUAUUCCAAAAUCUUACAGAUUACAAAAGCAUCAAGAAGGAGUUUAAAUGCUGGUUUAGCCUACUCAGAAAAUCAUCAGAUUCGUGUUUCCCAGCAAGACUACAAACUAUUCCGAGCCCUCCUUGUGUUGAUGAUCUCUUUCUUCAUCAUGUGGAGCCCAAUUAUAAUAAUUAUACUUCUAAUUUUAGUCCAGAACUACAAACAAGAUUUAAAUAUUUUGCCAUCAGUCUUCUUCUGGAUAGUGUUAUUUACUUUUGCCAACUCUGCUGUCAAUCCCAUUUUGUAUAAUGUUGCCCAUUUCAGACGUAAAUGUCAGGAAAUUCUUCUCUGUUGUACAGGGAACCCUGCAAGGCAUGGGGCUGGUAUAGAAACCACUGCAAGAAGAAGUAACCAUGAACAACCAAAUUUGUCUUUCAUUACCAGAUAAUUAUUUGAAGUCUGAGCUGUGCCACACUUUGGAUUUUAAUGUCUACACUGACCCAGGUUGAAUAGGUCACUAUGUUUUAGUAUUAUAUGCCAGAGAAGAAAACAAAAAAGCUAAAUCUGUUUUUAAUUCCUGCAGGUAAAAUUCCUGCGGCUUCACUGCUUUGCUUCAGAAAGAUUUGGCCAGUUUAAUCCAAUAGAUUGACUUCUCCAUUUACACUGAAAUGAACAGGAAUAUGGUAGUGAACUUGGUGAAGUUGAAAUAAGUAUUUACAAUUAAUUAAUUUCUAAGAGGGUACAUUUUCAGUUGGCAUAAAUGUCAUUAAUUUUAAUGAAGUUAUAGUGGAUCUAUAUCAAGAGGGCACCUGAUCCAUUUUUACUCUUUAUUUUCUACAGAGUAAGAGAGAUCAACUUUCUAGUGAAAAUGUACAUCCUCAGAAAGUAUCUGCUCUUUUUUUAAUUCCAUGUAAAAAAGGCAUUUGAUUAUAUGCGUAGAUAACUACCUGCCUGAACAUAGGUUUGAGCACACUAACCAAUUUUGUGUAGGAAACAACAUAAUAAACAUGUAUUAUCACCAAGUGAAUGACCAACGGUUCCAUCUCAGAUUAAAAAUAUGAAUAUAAUGCCUGUUAAUUUAUAAAUAAAGAAUAAACAAAUAAA
Messenger RNA from Athene cunicularia (burrowing owl), 1229 nucleotides. RefSeq names its product free fatty acid receptor 4 (gene FFAR4). Gene Ontology annotation, cellular component: membrane. Gene Ontology annotation, biological process: G protein-coupled receptor signaling pathway. Bases 1 to 573 code for a protein of 190 amino acids. The transcript is spliced from 3 exons. Lineage: Eukaryota; Metazoa; Chordata; Aves; Strigiformes; Strigidae. Gene Ontology annotation, molecular function: peptide binding; G protein-coupled receptor activity. The record is from RefSeq and is a predicted model, not a curated record.